Drosophila ficusphila is the source of this 4622-nucleotide messenger RNA. RefSeq lists its product as uncharacterized. Lineage: Eukaryota; Metazoa; Arthropoda; Insecta; Diptera; Drosophilidae. The record is from RefSeq and is a predicted model, not a curated record.
UCGUAACAACGAUCACACUCACUCGUUUGUGUAUUGCGAAGACGGGCGGACGUACGUCGGCGUCGAAAGCGGAAAAAGCGCUAAAGCGAAUAACGAAAAGUGCGAAUACCAUAAAUAAAAGAGAGCCAAACAACUUGUUUUUUUUUUCUGUUCGUCUUGACAACAACAAAAGGAAUAUAAAUAAUACACAACGAGAGAUAGCGAAAGCACCUAAGAAAAUAACAACAAAUGCAUAAAAUAUUUUUGUUUUUUUGCCACCCUGCAAAAAUGCAGUUAGGGUUUGUUUGUCUCCUGAAACGAUAAACGCAAUCAAACUAAGAAAAGCCCAAGCCUGGACAAAAAGGAAAGGAUAUAUAAACAUAGUACAGGAUACAAAAGCGAGCGAGUGAGCAUUUAAGAGGGAAAGCGAAAGAGAAGCGAUGGCCAGCGAGGAUGUGCAGAUCAUCAGCGUCAUCGAUGCCAAUGGGCAGAGUUUACCGCUGCACGGCAACAGUUUGGGCGGUCCCUUGGGUCCACCGGUCAAACAGGAGCGACCCGAUGACGCCGAGAUCCGCGAGUUGGCGGCCAAAAUGAAGGAGCAACAGAAGCAACAGGCCGCCCAACAGGCGUCCCGUCAGGCGGCCAUGCAACACUCGAAUGGGGGCGGCAAUGGAGCCGCCUCAGCCGGUGGCAACAUGCAGCCUCCAAUCACAAAUGGCAAUGGCCAGACCAGCAUCAUGAGCUACCUAUCCCGACACCAAAAACUACCCAAUGGCACCAUGCAGGUGGUGCCCGCUUUGGCCUCGAACGGUCGAUCGAACGGAGCCAUCAGCGAUUCGGGAUCGGAUAAGAAGUCCUCGGCGGGACCCUGUGACGAGGAGUCCAUCAACGGCCACUUUGGCUGGGCGCAGUUCGGCAAGGUGUCGAUACCCUACAUCUUCAGGCAGUCGGAGAAGUACUGCUCCGUGCGGAUGAUCGAGCUGAAGCUGCUGGGCAAAUACCUCAACUGCCUGCACCCGGACAUCUACUCCAGUUGCACCUGCGUUCGAAGCUAUUACAUCACCGACGCCGAGGCGCGUCUCUUUAUUGAGAUUAAUCACAAGCACUGCGAUGGGGAAUUCGGUCGGGACAUCUUCAACCAGAAGGAUCUGGUGGUGCGACUGAGCGAUGCCUCCAAAUUCUAUCAGUUCCUUGACAUCUGCUACAGGAAAUUGGUGUCGGGUAGCAAGACCCCAUCGGAGAAAUGCGGAUUCAUUCGCAUCAACAAGGAGUCCGUGGUGCCCUACACUGUGCGCAAUAACCAGCAGGUUGUGCCGCUCUUCUACUUCGAGGGCGAAACUGAGAACCUGAAGACCAAGGCGGAGCUGCUCAAUGGCUGGGAUUUGGCCUAUUUAAAGUUCUGCUGCAAGGUGCAGGGCAUUCGCAACGAGCUCUUCUCCAGCGAGAACGUCGCUGUGAUAUCGCUGACUGACAUCAAGAGUUACUUCCCCAACGGCACUGAAUUCGAGGACUAUUGGCCCAGCAAGGUGGUGGACUCGAAUUUGCUGAUUGGCAACCGGGCGAAUGUCAACAACUCCGUCAACUGGACCCGCCAGCCAUCGGCGCCGCCACCGAAGGUAACGAAUACGGGAUCAUCCGGAACAUCGGGCUCUUCGUCCUCGAGCGGUGGCAACGGCUUGGGCCAGAACUCAAGUUCGUCCUCGAAUUCGGCGGGCGGCCAACAGGUGUCCUCGAAGUCACAGCAGCAACAACAACACGCUUCGGCGACAGCUGCGGCGACCGCGCAGCAACAGCACAUUAUGAAGCAACGCGCAGCCGCAGCAGCUGCCGCAGGUGCCGCCAACGGGGUGGGAAAUGCGCCCAACACCUUUGGAGCAGCUGCGGUGGCGGCCUUCAAUACCCAAGCGGCGGCAGCGGCAAUGCUGCAGCAGUCGCAGGGCAACCGGAUGCUCUCACAGGCCACCGUUCAAGCCCUGGCCAGCAGCGGUUGGAUGUCCGGGCAGAGCAACCUCCAGCUCCACGCCCAGAUGAUGGCUCAGCAAACGCACGCGAAUGCCAAUCGUGUGGGCAGUUAUCGAGAGCACAUGAACAACCUGAUGAUGAGCGGAAGCAGUCGACAGCCGUAUUCCUACAACAACCCUGCGAUCUCCAUGUCAUCGGUGAAUAGCCACAGUGGUGGUGGCGGGAACGCUCCACCUCCCCUCGUCCGUUCGGCGGCGGGCCAGAAUGCCAACCACAUGUCAAAUGUCGAGCAGUCACUGGUGCAACAACAGCAACAGCAACAGACACAACAACCGCAACAACAACAACAACGACACCAGAACAGCACAUUUAACAACAACAACAACAACAACAACCAUGCACCACAGCAACACUCCUCACCAAACAGCCAGAACAGUAGUAGCCACCACCAUCAUCACCACAAUGCCUUAGCCAAAAGUUUGAGCAGCAGCAGCAGCAGCAACAUGCGGAGCAACGGCAACACGAACGGUGGCAACAGCAACAGUGGCAACAACAACAACUCCAGUUCGGCGGCCGCCGUCGCCGCCGCUGCUGCUGCUGGCUAUGUGCAGGCUCUCCUGGGCGGCGGCGCUGGGGCGGGGGGCGUGGCCGGUGGCGCUGGCGCCGGCGGCAAUGCCUUCAACUACAACCUGCCCUCCACCCGGGCGGACUACACGAACCUGGCGCUGUGGAACCAGCUGACGCCCACCCAGCGCCUGCUCUUCAGCCAGCAGCUCAAGGGAGCGGCGGCCAGUCCCGUUGGCUCCUCUGGUGGCGGCGGUGGUGCAGCCAGCAAUUCGGGAUCGAGCCAUGUCCUCGGAAAGCAAAACUUUCCGGCCCUGCCCUCCCUGCCGCUCGACACCGAUCUGAUCACCAUGCUGGACUACAACAAUCCCAACAAGGUUGGCAAGAGCCAAAAGUCCGGAGCCGCAACCUUCACCAAACCGAUUGUCCCGCCUUUGAUUCCGGACGGUUCGGGGGCUGAGAUUAGCCUGACCAAAACAAGAAGAGGAGGUGGUGGUGAAGGAGGUGCAGCUGGAGGUGGAAAUGGUGGAGGUGGAGGGGGAACUGGAGCUGGAAGUGGCGUUACCAUACCACUCAACUCAAGUCAGGCUCUCGAGGACUUCGAAAAGAAGUUCACCGUGAUGACGGACGAAAUGCGAGCGGUGAUCCAAAAGGUGCUGGCCAAUCCGGAUAUCUCGACGUCCAUUCAAACGAACUCCUCAGGCGGCGGCAGCGGCGGCAACCACAACCACAGUGGCAAUCAGAAUCACCUGGUGCCAUCGUACAUAUCGCCGCCCAUGUCGCCAUCGGUGGGCGGCGUGGGCGGUCUCAACAUGGGCAUGGCCAUGGGAAACGUGGCCACCCUGACACUGGCCUCCAAUCCCAACGUGACGAUAAUUCCCCAGUUGCCGGGACACUUUCUCCACUCGCCGUCGAGCUCGUGCUCCAGCUCAAGUGCCUCGAACACGGCGGCAUCCCCGUUGAGCAGUGGUGGUGGGGGAUCGGGUGGGGCGGGAUUGGCGGGAUUGGCAGGAGGCGGGGCGGCGGGAGGGCCACUGUCGUCGAGCGGGGUGACGGCGGGGGGUGUUGGUCGGCAGAAGAGCGUCAUUUGCUCCACCAAGAGCAGCAGCCUGCCGAUGGCCAUACUUUCGCUAGCCAGCCACUCUUCGGGCGGAGUCGUCGGCGGUGGCUCAAGUUCAGGGGGACGACGGAGCAAUAGCGGCGGCAACCACAGUAGCAAUUAUGGGCGUCAGACACACAGCCAAAGUAGUAGUAGUAGUGGUAGUAAUAACAGUAGUAGCCACAACAGUACACAAUCCACACAACAACAACAACAUCAACAACAACAACAACAGCAACCCACACCCACUGACGUAAUCGAUCUGUCCUCCUCCCGAAGGUCACUGGCUGCAUCGGCGGCCUACCUGCAGCAGCACUCGUCGGCUGUGGCGCAGCAGCAGCAGCAGGUGGCGGCGGCAGCGGUGGCCCAGCACCGCCUGGCCGCCGCGGCCGCCCACCAUGCCCAGCACGCCCAGCAGAACGGACGCAGUUCCUCCGGCUCGGGCAGCUCCGCCAGUUCCGCCGCCAAUGCCUCCGGCGGCAACAACGGGACGAGCGGAUCCGGCUCCAAUGGCAACGGGGCGACCGGCAAUGGGAGCGCCUCCGCCAAUAGCGCCUCCCUGCAUCUGCAGCGGCACGCGGUGCUCGCCCAUGCGGCGGCGGCGGCCAAUGCGGCGGACAGCGCCCAGCGGCUGUGCGUCAUCCCGGAGAUACCCACCAACAACAUGAACCUGACCCCGUACCGGGUGCAGAAGGUGUGCGUGGACAAGCACCUGGUGCCGUGCAUCAACAUGAAGGCCUUCAAUGACUCCGAGCAGCUGAUGACCCUCAUCGAGUUCCAGAAGAACUUCUUCCCCUCGGUGCCGCUGGACCACUGCAAGCGGCUGAUCGAGGCCCUCGGCGUGGAGCUCUACAAGGCGAAUCGGCGGCAGGUGCAGAUCCUGAUGGAGUACGACCGCACCUACAACGAGAACAUGCCGCUGGUGCAGGUGCGCGACAUCAUCAAGUACAUGACGCAGCUGACCUUCAUGACGCGCCAACCGGAGCAGCCGCCGGCCAAAAGGACGCGCACGAGCUAG